Messenger RNA from Leishmania mexicana MHOM/GT/2001/U1103, 411 nucleotides. RefSeq names its product calpain-like cysteine peptidase, Clan CA, family C2. The transcript has a single exon. The record is from RefSeq and is a predicted model, not a curated record. Lineage: Eukaryota; Euglenozoa; Kinetoplastea; Trypanosomatida; Trypanosomatidae. The coding region runs from base 1 to 411 and encodes 136 amino acids.
AUGGGGGGCUCCAACUCCACCAGUAAAAAGAUCAUGUACAAGAAUGGCAAGCCUACCUUCAAGGGGGAUGAGGUGGUGAAGGGCUUCGAGAGGGACAACGGUCUUCUCUUCCGCAUCGUCAAGAGGAAGAAAGGUCAUCAGAUGUGGGCUUUUUACAAUGACACGACGCAGUACAACAUGCGCAUUAAUGUCACCUUCGCCCCCGGUUGCGAGCUCACCGCCCUCGGGCAUACAAAGGUAGUAAAAGAGCCGAGUGGCGAGUGGGUUGCUACCGUCGUCGUGACGCCCGGUAAGACGGAGAUGUUUGUAGAGGGAAAAAUCGAAGGCUUCAAAUCGAAUAUGGACGCCUAUCCCGUCAUGAGCGACGGCAGCGGCAGUCGUCUGAUCGCAGGGGGAGCGGUAACGAACUGA